AUGGCGGAGAAAGCUGCAACCAAGAAACUUAUGGACGAUGCUGGAUACAGGCUAGGUGCAGAAAAUCAGCGGCAGUGCCGGAUCUUUUGGAGAAAUUUUCUCAAAAUGCGCGACGUCGGUAUCGAAAAAGUCCUAUAUUACCGCACCAAAGAAUUUGGCAGCUACUGCAAAGGAAAUCCCAAGACGUCAGAAACCUCUCGCGUGGAUACAAUCAAGAAGUGGGAGGCCCGAUAUAGACCUCAUAUCGAACAACUAGAAACGCGGCUUCUCAGGCUCGGGAAAGUUUCUGAGAGGCUGAAAGCUCAGGGGUCCUGUUGGAACUGUGCCAGAAAUGAAUGGGCCUUCCCCAACGAGGAAGAAAGCUUCAAGGGACUUGGCUUGCAGGCUUUCUCUCCUGAUAUGGUAUGCGCACCCUACGAUAACCAUUUAGUGUCAGAAUCUGGUGGAAAUAAAUCCGCAUUCACCUUCCUCUUGCCUAAAGACGAUAGCUCUUUACUCGUUUGUUCCAUCAUUUCCGUGCGCGAAGGAGACUUUUUAUGUAAGUGCCACACACGGUAUCUGCGGACCAAUCGACAAUCUGGGGCUAGACUACUCAAAGUCACUGGUACAUUGAACCAAAUGCUCGUCUCCAAACCUGGUGGUUCCACAAACGUUCGGGCCCAUUGGGAAUCAAUCUAUGAUGAUAUUGGCCCAGAGAGCUGGGCCUCAUGGAGAGUUUCUUUAAAAGCCACUAAGCCCAUGAUGCUAUUUGAGCCUCUCGUUCGUGAGGCUGCCCAGCAAGAGCAAUAUGUGUUGCACUCGGCUCCUGAGCAUGCAAAGAGAGGUUUCCUCAAGCUUUAUGAAACUGACUGA
Molecule: messenger RNA, 852 nt
Organism: Penicillium waksmanii
Lineage: Eukaryota; Fungi; Ascomycota; Eurotiomycetes; Eurotiales; Aspergillaceae
Exons: 3
Coding region: 1-852 (283 amino acids)
Source: RefSeq, a predicted model, not a curated record